UGGGCUGGAGGCAGAGCGUCUCCCCUGCAGCCGCCAACAUGGAGAGUUUGUACCGAGUCCCAUUCUUAGUGCUCGAAUGCCCCAACCUGAAGCUGAAGAAGCCGCCCUGGGUGCACAUGCCGUCGGCCAUGACGAUGUACGCUCUGGUGGUGGUGUCUUACUUCCUCAUCACCGGAGGAAUCAUUUAUGAUGUUAUUGUUGAACCUCCAAGUGUCGGCUCCAUGACUGAUGAACACGGGCAUCAGAGACCAGUAGCUUUCUUGGCCUACAGAGUAAAUGGACAGUAUAUUAUGGAAGGACUCGCAUCCAGCUUCCUGUUUACAAUGGGAGGUUUAGGUUUCAUAAUCCUGGACCGAUCCAAUGCACCCAACAUUCCCAAACUCAAUAGAUUUCUCCUUCUAUUCAUUGGAUUCGUCUGUGUCCUACUGAGUUUUUUCAUGGCUAGAGUAUUCAUGAGGAUGAAGCUGCCGGGCUAUCUGAUGGGUUAGAGUGCCUUUUGAGAAGAAAUCGGUGGAUACUGAAUUUGCUCCUGUUAAUGAAAUUUUAAAGGCUGUACUCUGAUAUGAAAUAUGGAAAAGGAUGAAAAGCAGCAGAAAAGAAACAUCUGGUGAAAACACAGGAAGCGUAUUAUAGCUUGGACUAGAAUGUCAUCUUGGUAUCAAAGAGACAAGCUUAUCAGUAUUUUUUCCUGCUGGCCUAUACUGGCGUACCAACGAUAUUAAGUGGCAUUUUCUUCUUCGUUUUUUCAUUUCUUAAAGAAAAUAUACUUCAUUUCUACAACUACAAUAUUGAAUAAAGUGAUUAUUUUUUACA
Messenger RNA from Hippopotamus amphibius kiboko, 813 nucleotides. Its product is annotated as oligosaccharyltransferase complex subunit OSTC-like. NCBI's taxonomy places the organism in Eukaryota, Metazoa, Chordata, Mammalia, Artiodactyla, Hippopotamidae. The record is from RefSeq and is a predicted model, not a curated record. Gene Ontology annotation, cellular component: oligosaccharyltransferase complex. The transcript has a single exon. The coding region runs from base 39 to 488 and encodes 149 amino acids.